Molecule: messenger RNA, 1496 nt
Organism: Boleophthalmus pectinirostris (great blue-spotted mudskipper)
Lineage: Eukaryota; Metazoa; Chordata; Actinopteri; Gobiiformes; Gobiidae
Product: myeloid-associated differentiation marker-like protein 2
Exons: 1
Coding region: 285-1208 (307 amino acids)
Cellular component (GO): membrane
Source: RefSeq, a predicted model, not a curated record
GGGACAUUUUCACAAGCCAUAACUACGAUAACUGCAAUCAAUCCAUUUACAAUAAAAUGCUCUUCUUUAAAAAGGCAAAUAUGGAGGACUAAGGUACCAAGCUGAUGCAGUUAAGUGAAUGCUACACUGUAAUUACAAAAGCCAGCUCAAGGAAAACUUUGUAAUUAAGGGCCAAGUAUAAAAAGAAACCAAGGAAGGGUGAGGCCCGUGAGAAAGGAGCCCACAGAGAACACCACUGAAGACGGUCGGAGUCAGGAGUUUCCUCAGACUGAACCAGAGCCAUCAUGGACGCUCACGGAGGACACUACCUCAACAAAGAGGCCGUACUGUCACCUUUGGGCUUCACUCGCAUGAGCCAACUGCUUCUGGGCUGCACCAUUAUAGCCCUGGUGGCCCACAGUGCAGGCUACAGCGCCUCCUAUGGGACCUUCUGCAUGUUUGUAUGGUGCUUUUGCUUUGCAGUGACUCUGGUGGUGUUCACAUUGGACAUUACAAGACUGCACGCAUGUAUGCCGAUUUCUUGGGAUAACUUCACAGUUGCCUUUGCCAUGUUGGCCACACUCAUGUACAUCACAGCCUCAGUGGUCUAUCCGGUCUACUUCAUUGAAAGUGAGUGUGAAGAUGAGAGCUGCGAAAGCCUGUACUACCGAAUUGCAGUGACAGUUUGCUCCUGUAUCUGCUGCUUUCCUUAUGGUGUUGAGGUGUUUCUGACACGAGCUAAGCCUGGAGCUGUGGUGGGUUAUAUGGCCACAGUCUCAGGGUUAUUAAAGGUAGUCCAAGCCUUUGUGGCCUGUAUUAUUUUUGGAGCCCUGGCUCAUGACAGUGAGUACACACUCCACAUGGCCACUGAGUACUGUGUGGUGGUGUACAGCCUGUGCUUCACAAUCACCGUAGUAGUGAUCAUAGUGACUGUUUCAGGCAGGACCUCAUCUCUGCGCUUCCCCUUUGAUCGAUUUGUAGUGAUAUACACCUUCUUUGCUGUUAUUCUGUACCUCAGUACAGCACUUGCUUGGCCAAUCUUCAGCUUUGAUAAGAAGUAUGGUACCACCAGUCGCCCAGAGGACUGCCCAAGAGGAAACUGUCCCUGGGACACUAAGCUUGUGGUGGCAGUGUUUACAAAUGUUAACCUGAUUUUGUACUUUGUUGAUCUUAUUUACUCCCAAAGGAUUCGCUUUGUCUCAGCCUCAGCAUCAGCAUCAGCUGCGUGAAAAACUCUUCAUUAUAUUUUUUAUGUUUUACCACAGCACAGUUCCCUGUACUCACUAAAGCGCUGUAGGUGACUGCAGUAUUAUAUAUAAGUGAACAUUUUGCUAAGUUAAAUAAUUCAGGCUAGCACCUACCUGAUAAAGUCAGAUGGCUUUGCCAAUCCAUCACCCAUGUUUGCUGUGUGUACUUUAAUGCUCUUCUUUAGGGGAGAAUGGUGUGUAUUAGCCACAGUGGACCUAGAGUGGCAAACUAUUAAAUCAGUACUAUCACAUUAAUAUAUGUAUUACAGU